Molecule: messenger RNA, 1790 nt
Organism: Ictidomys tridecemlineatus (thirteen-lined ground squirrel)
Lineage: Eukaryota; Metazoa; Chordata; Mammalia; Rodentia; Sciuridae
Gene: Apoa5
Product: apolipoprotein A5
Biological process (GO): cholesterol efflux; lipoprotein metabolic process; cholesterol metabolic process
Cellular component (GO): high-density lipoprotein particle; chylomicron; extracellular vesicle
Molecular function (GO): phosphatidylcholine-sterol O-acyltransferase activator activity; phospholipid binding; cholesterol transfer activity
Source: RefSeq, a predicted model, not a curated record
AUGGCUGCAGUCCUCACCUGGGCUCUGGUCCUCCUCUCAGUGUUUUCAGCUACUCAGGCACGGAAAGGCAUCUGGGACUACUUCAGCCAGAGAAGCAGGGACAAAGGCACGAUGGAGCAGAUCCAACAGCAGAAGCUGGCACGGGAGCCCACGAGCUUGAAAGACAGCCUUGAACAAGACUUCAGCAAUAUGAACAAAUUACUAGAAAAGCUGGCCCCGCUGAGUGGGCAGGGGAAAGAGCCUUCUCUGCUGACACAGGACCCAGCAGACAUGAGGCAGCAGCUACAGGAGGAGCUGAAGGAGGUUAGGGCGCGCCUGGAGCCCUACAUGGCGGAGGUACAUGAGCUUGUGGGCUGGAACUUGGAGGGGUUGAGGCAGCAGCUGAAGCCCUACACCAUGGAGCUGAUGAAGCAGGUGGCCUUGCACGCGCAGGAACUGCAGGAGAAGUUGCGCGUGGUGGGAGAAGACACCAAAGCCCAGCUGCUGGGGGGUGUCGACGAAGUGCUGAGCCGGAUGCAGGAGAUGCAGCGUAGUGUACUGCACCACACUGGCCGAGUCAAAGAGCUCUUCCACCCAUACGCCGAGCGCCUGGUAACGGGCAUUGGGCGCCAUGUGCAGGAGCUGCACCGCAGUGUGGCUCCGCACACGGCCGUCGUCAGCCCUGCGCGUCUUAGCCGUUGUGUGCAGGCUCUCUCUCAUAAACUCACGCUCAAGGCCAGGGCCCUGCACGCGCGCAUCCAGCAGAACUUGGACCAUCUGCGCGAAGAGCUCAGUGCAUCUGUCCGCGCCAGCGCUGACGGAGCUGAGCAGGGGGCCAGCCCGGAUCCCCAGAUGCUCUCAGAAGAGGUACGCCAGAAACUCCAGGCCUUCCGCCAGGACACAUUCCUACAGAUCGCUGCAUUCACCCAGGCCAUCGACCAGGAGACAGAGGAAGUUCAGCAGCAGUUGGCGCCACCCCCACCAGGUCACAGCGCCUUUGCCCCUGAGUUCCCACAAGGUGACAGUGGCAAGACCCUGAGCAAGCUGCAGAACCGACUGGAUGACCUGUGGGAAGACAUCACUUACAGUCUUCAUGACCAGGGCCAUAGCCGUUUGGGAGAACCCUGAGGGUCUACUUGCCCAGGUUCACCAGCUCUUUGUCCAAGGAGACCUGGAUUCGAGCCUCUAGCAUAGCCUGUUGGGCAGAGGGCAGAGGGUCCUGCACAGGUGAGGCCAUUGAAGAGAGUACUGUCCCUGGCAUACAGCCUCAACUCCCCCAUCUGGAUACAUUAUAUUCACCAGGCUUUGCAAACCCCGCUUUCCGUGUUCAUUUGGGAAUCAUCAUGAGUUGCAACACUUGAGUGAAGGGAGUCGGGAGGGAGAGAGGCCCUGUGUGUGUGGGAGAUUGUCUGCAAGCCUUAUGAGAUGGUGCCACUAUAUCCCAGAGUUUGGCUCCUGUCACUUCUGAUUGCCUGAUGGUCACAGUUACAGCUGGUCCAGAGAGAGGAGCGCUUGUCUUCUAGAGAGCAAGGAGGAAAAUAUGAUGGGGGAGAGCAUGUGGCGGUGUGUUAUAUCCUUGCUGGCUGUGAUGCUGGUUGGUAUGAAUGGUGAGGGACAGCGAUGGGAUGGGCAGAGCCCAUAUUUCCUUAGCUCUGAACCUAAAUAAGAGGCUGAACCCUUCAAGCUGUGGGGUCUUCUUAAACCCUUUCUGGAGCGUAUUAUAUGUCCUCUUCAUUUCCAGCCCCUCUUUCCUAACUGCCAGGCCAAAAUCUAGACUUCUGGCUCAAAAGAAAUAGAUGCUUAUGAUGAAA